This is a messenger RNA of Oldenlandia corymbosa var. corymbosa, 918 nucleotides long. NCBI's taxonomy places the organism in Eukaryota, Viridiplantae, Streptophyta, Magnoliopsida, Gentianales, Rubiaceae. The record is from the annotation of a GenBank genome assembly.
AUGAGUAAAAUACUUAUAAUCGGAGUGACCGGAACCCUAGGCUACGACCUCGCCAAUGCCAGCCUCCAAGCCUCUCAUCCUACUUUCGGUCUCGUCAGGGAAUCCGCUUUCUCCGAUCCUAACAAGUCCGAGAAACUCCGGUUACUCUCCGACGCCGGCGUCACUCUUCUCAAGGGAUCCUUGCAAGACGAGCACAGUCUUGUUGAAGCAAUCAAGCAUGUGGAUGUGGUCAUUUGUGCUAUUCCGUCCAAGCAAGUGCUGGAUCAGAAGCUUCUCAUCCGAGCUAUUAAACUUGCCGGUGGCGUCAAGAGGUUCAUUCCUUCAGAGUUUGGAUUAGAUCCAGAUAGAACUCGAGUGUCUGAAUUUGACAAUGGCUUCUAUUCGAAAAAAUCUGAAAUUAGGCGUCUCAUAGAAGCUGAAUACAUCCCUUACACGUAUAUCAGUUGCAACUUUUUCAUGCGAUACUUACUUCCAUCGCUUGUACAACCGGGGCUGAAAUCGCCUCCUAGAGACAAGGUCACCAUUUAUGGGGAUGGAACCGUUAAAGGCGUUUUUGUGAACCAACAUGAUGUUGCUGCAUUCACCAUUGCUACUGUUGAUGAUAUACGCGCACUGAACAAAACAUUGUAUCUUAGGCCCCCAGGCAAUGUGUACUGCAUGAAUGAACUGGUGGAUAUUUGGGAAACUAAAAUUGGCAAGAAGCUGGAAAGGACUUAUGUUCCUGAAAAUGAUGUUUUGAAGAAAAUCAAAGAAACUCCACACCCAGACAACAUGGAGAUGGUCUUCGCCUAUUGCGCUUUUGUUAAGGGAGAUCAGACGUACUUUGAUAUUAAUGAGGCCAAUGGAGUUGAAGGGACGCACCUGUAUCCACAAAUCAAAUACACUACUAUUAGCCACUAUUUGGAUACUCUAUUGUGA